Messenger RNA from Lodderomyces margitis, 1614 nucleotides. RefSeq names its product methionine--tRNA ligase (gene MSM1). Gene Ontology annotation, biological process: methionyl-tRNA aminoacylation. The transcript has a single exon. Lineage: Eukaryota; Fungi; Ascomycota; Pichiomycetes; Serinales; Debaryomycetaceae. The coding region runs from base 1 to 1614 and encodes 537 amino acids. The record is from RefSeq and is a predicted model, not a curated record. Gene Ontology annotation, molecular function: ATP binding; methionine-tRNA ligase activity.
AUGCUAAUUGCUGACACGAGAGCCCGAUGGGAGAGAUUGGACCCAGCAAAACAAGCCUACAUGUUAACUGGUACUGACGAGCAUGGCCUAAAGAUUCAAAAUACGGCUGAAAAGCUAGUCAUCGAGCCUAAGGACUUGGUCGACAGAGUUUCACACAAUUUCAAAUCGUUGGCUUCACAAUUGAACAUUAAAUAUGAUAGAUUUAUUCGGACCACUGAUUUGGAUCAUGUCAAAGUGGCACAGAAUUUCUGGACCUUGAUGAUGGAAAAAGGUUAUAUCUAUAAAGGAGAGCAUAGUGGAUGGUACUGUGUCAGUGACGAAACAUUCUAUCCUGAAUCAAGUAUUGAAGAAGUGGAAAAGGAUGGCAAAGUGAUGAAGAUUUCAACAGAAUCCAGGAACGAAGUGGUAUUUGAGACGGAAACAAAUUAUUUUUUUAAACUUUCGUCAUUUCAGAAUGACUUGAUUGUGUAUUUGAAGCAAAACCCUCAAUUCAUUAGACCCCAUCAUCGGUAUAAAUUUAUUCUCAAUGAAUUGGAGACGACAAAGUUAUCUGAUCUUUCAGUUUCACGACCAUCAUCACGGUUGAAAUGGGGGAUCGAUGUGCCUAAUGAUGCGUCGCAAAAGAUUUACGUAUGGUUUGAUGCAUUGUUGAAUUAUCUUACUGCGACUGGGUUCCCUAAGGGAUUUAAACAUGAAGGAGGGGGAUUUAUCACACCCCAAGAUAAUAUAUGGCCGGCUACCCAUGUGAUUGGUAAAGAUAUUAUCCGAUUCCAUUGCAUUUACUGGCCGAUAUUCUUGAUGGCUGCCGGGAUCGAAUUGCCGAAACAGGUGAUUGUUCACUCGCAUUGGUUAUGUGAAGGGUUCAAAAUGAGCAAGAGUUUGGGCAAUGUGGUUGAGCCAAUGGAGUUGAGUGACUAUUAUGGCGUUGAUCCUGUACGAUUCUUUUUGACAGAGAAUUCCAAUAUUGAUGAUGAUUGUAAAUUUAGUGAAGCGUUGUUGCAAAGAAGUCGAGAUGCACUUGUGGGGAAAUAUUGUAAUUUGUUAUCGAGAAUUGGUGGCAAGCUGUUUGAUGUUGCUCAAGCGGUGGGACAAGCUAAGGAUGGUGAGUUUAGUAGCAUUGAGGAAUUGAUUAGCCGGUAUAGCUUGAAGCAGGAAAAUGCGAGUUUGAAUUUACAGUUGUCACUCGAACUACAAGACAAUUUAAACAAUGCCUAUCGGGAAAUGGAUGCAAAAUUUACCAGCUUUGAUUAUAUACGAGCAAUACAAGUUUGGUGGAAAGUGAUUAAUCAAGCCAAUCAAUUGUUUCAAGUGGCGGAACCAUGGUUAUAUGUCUCGGCGAUUAAAGAUGAACCCCUAAGUGAGGAAACAAGACACAGCUAUCAAUUGUUGGUGAAUUAUUUUGUUUAUCUUUGUGCUGAAACAAUGCGAAUCCUGUCCAUUUUGAUCCAGCCAGUGAUGCCACAAUUGUCGCAACAUAUUUUGAUGCGAUUGAAUGUGAUGCAGGAAAGACGUGAUGGCAGAUUUGCUAAAGUUGGUGCUGAUUUAGACUAUGGAGAUGGGGCUAACUCAACAUUGCACAAACCGCCUUUACAAAAAGUCAAAUCAAGGGUAUGA